GCAAAACGGUUCUUCCAAAUUCCAAAAAGCGGGCAGGUCAAUGACCCACUUCAAGAUAUCGAUUCCAGCCGGAUUCAUUUCCCUUUUAAGCCUUAUUCCAAUUCGCCCGAAUCAACCCCACCAAGUCGCUCACUGAAAAGGAUCCACCGUACAGUGGAGGAGGAGGAAUGGUGAUAUAUAUGCCUUGAUCCGGAUCUCAUGAAAUAAACGACGGAUUGGGGGGUGGAAUUCUCGGUAUCUUCCUUGAUCCGGAUCUAAUGAAAUAGACGAGACAGAUUGGGGAGUAUAAUUCUCGGCAUCCGCUAGGCUCCAUUCGCCGAUCGGGAAUCCCUUAGCGGUUUGUGUUUGUGCGUGUGUGCGUGGUAGACAGAGAGGUGGAUAGAAAUGGUGACGCAAGGCGCCGCCGCGUUGGGAAAGAUUAAGAUCGGCGUUUGCGUCAUGGAAAAGAAGGUGAAAUGCGGAGCAGAGGUGCACUCUGCGCCCAUGGGGCAAAUUUUGGAGAGGCUGCAGGCUUUUGGGGAAUUUGAGAUAAUAUUAUUUGGGGACAAAGUUAUUCUCGAGGAGCCUGUAGAAGACUGGCCGAUUUGUGAUUGCUUGAUUGCCUUCUAUUCAUCGGGUUAUCCGCUCAAAAAAGCAGAGGCUUAUGCUGAACUACGGAAGCCAUUCUUAGUAAAUGAGCUGAAGCCACAAUACCUUCUCCAUGACAGAAGAAAGGUCUAUGAGUUUUGUUACUUGAAGCGGCUUGAGGAGUUUGGAGUCCCUGUUCCUAAUUAUGCUCUUGUAAAUAGAGAAUUUUCCUACCAAGAGCUGGAUUACUUUUUUGAGCAUGAAGACUUUGUUGAAGUGCAUGGGAAGCGCUUUUGGAAACCUUUUGUGGAGAAGCCUAUUGAUGGGGAUAACCAUAGCAUCAUGAUAUAUUAUCCUAGUUCUGCUGGUGGUGGGAUGAAAGAAUUGUUUAGAAAGGUUGGAAAUCGGUCCAGUGAAUUCCAUCCUGAGGUUAGAAGAGUAAGACGAGAAGGCUCUUACAUAUAUGAAGAAUUUAUGCAUACAGGAGGAACUGAUGUGAAGGUUUAUACCGUGGGCCCAGAAUAUGCACAUGCUGAAGCAAGGAAGUCUCCGGUUGUUGACGGAGUUGUAAUGAGGAAUCCUGAUGGAAAGGAAGUCAGAUAUCCCGUCUUACUAACUCCUGCUGAGAAACAGAUGGCAAGGGAUGUUUGCCUUGCUUUCAGACAAGCGGUCUGUGGAUUUGACCUUCUGCGGUGUGAAGGAAGAUCUUAUGUUUGUGAUGUCAACGGAUGGAGUUUUGUUAAAAAUUCCUACAAGUAUUAUGAUGAUGCAGCAUGUGUUCUGAGGAAGUUAUUCUUUGAUGCCAAAGCUCCUCAUCUUUCAUCUACCAUCCCUCCAAGUCUUCCAUGGAAAGUAAACGAACCUACUCAAGCUUCUGAGGGGUUAACACGUCAGGGAAGUGGUAUUAUUGAGACAUCAGGCCAGUCAGAGGAGUUGCGUUGUGUUAUUGCUGUCAUUCGCCAUGGUGACCGGACACCAAAGCAGAAGGUCAAGUUGAAAGUUACUGAGGAGAAGCUGUUGAAUUUAAUGCUCAAGUAUAAUGGUGGGAGACCACGAGCUGAGACAAAACUCAAAAGCGCUGUUCAGUUACAAGAUUUAUUGGAUGCCACUCGAAUUCUUGUUCCACGCACUAGGUCUGGUCGGGAAAGUGACAGUGAUGCUGAAGAUAUUGAGCAUGCUGAAAAACUUCGACAGGUCAAAGCUGUGCUCGAGGAGGGUGGUCAUUUUUCAGGCAUCUAUAGGAAAGUGCAGCUAAAACCACUCAAGUGGGUCAAGGUGCAAAGGAAUAAUGAUGAAGCUGAGGAGGAACGCCCAAUUGAAGCUUUGAUGGUUCUCAAAUAUGGAGGCGUUCUUACACAUGCAGGAAGAAAGCAGGCUGAGGAACUAGGGAGGUAUUUCAGGAACCAUAUGUAUCCGGGGGAAGGUACUGGUUUGCUUCGUCUUCAUAGCACUUAUAGGCAUGAUCUAAAAAUAUAUAGCUCAGAUGAGGGCCGUGUUCAGAUGUCUGCUGCAGCAUUUGCAAAAGGUCUUCUUGAUCUGGAGGGUCAAUUAACGCCGAUAUUGGUUUCUCUUGUGAGCAAGGACUCCUCAAUGCUAGAUGGACUUGAAAAUGCUAGUAGUGAGAUGGAAGAAGCAAAGGCAAGGCUGCAUGAAAUCAUCAACUCAGUGCAAAAUCCUGCAAAAAGCAAUAGGCGUGCAGAAUUUCCUUGGAUGGUAGAUGGUGCUGGUCUACCAGCUAAUGCUCGUUCUUUACUUCCGAAAAUGUACAAACUUAUAAAGAAGAUAACUGAGCAAGUGAAGCAGCUUGCAAAAGAUAAAGAAGAAGAAUUCUCAAUGACAAGCUCAUAUGACGUGCUUCCUCCAUAUGACCAAGCGAAGGCUCUUGGGAAAAUUAACAUUGACGUAGAUCGUAUUGCUGCGGGAUUGCCUUGUGGAAGUGAAGGGUUUCUCUUAAUGUUUGCCCGCUGGAAAAAGCUUGAGAGAGACCUAUACAAUGAACGCAAGGACCGGUUUGAUAUUACACAGAUUCCAGAUGUCUACGAUUCCUGCAAAUAUGAUCUGCUUCAUAAUGCACAUCUUAAUCUUGAAGGUUUGACAGAGCUAUUUAAAGUUGCCCAGUUCCUAGCAGAUGGUGUUAUACCAAACGAAUACGGCAUCAACCCGAAGCAGAAACUUGUAAUUGGGUCAAAGAUAGCCCGCCGAUUGUUGGGAAAAAUCUUAAUUGAUUUGCGCAAUACCCGUGAAGAAGCAAUUAGUGUUGCUGAGCUAAAAUUUGGUGACGGGAAUACCGCAAUGAUCCAGCGGUCGAGAAAAGAGGAUAGUGAUCAACACCCAAGACAAACACAUAAACUUGAAGAUGCCAGAAGAAAUAGUUUUACUAGUGAAAAAUCAUUGGAUCCAGAUGAUGAUGAAGAUAAAGAGACCAAAUAUCGCUUAGAUCCUAAGUAUGCUAAUGUCAGAACACCUGAACGACAUGUUCGCACAAGACUAUACUUCACAUCUGAAUCUCACAUACACUCCUUCAUGAAUGUUCUCCGCUACUGCAAUUUGGAUGAAUCCCUUCAACAUGAAGACAGCCUUAUCUAUCACAGUGCGCUGGAGCGGCUUUUUAAAACAAGAGAGCUUGAUUAUAUGAGUUACAUUGUUCUAAGGAUGUUCGAGAACACAGAGGUGCUUCUGGAAGAUCCAAAGAGGUUUCGCAUUGAGAUGACGUUCAGUCGUGGUGCCGACUUAAGCACCCUUGAGGAACCGAAUAACGAUGCCGACGCUGCCUUGCUGCAUCAAGAGCACACACUUCCCAUAAAGGGCCCUGAGAGAUUACAGGAUGUGGGAGCAUAUCUCACAUUCGAAAUGAUGGAGAAGAUGCUGAGGCCCUUCGCAAUGCCGGCUGAGGAUUUCCCGCAGCCACCGAUUCCCCAUCCACAGGCCUUCUCCAAGAGCGCCGGCGUCUUGGAACGUUGGCUCAAUCUCUGGCCUUUCCAUAAGCACGCAUCUGCCAACAAGUAAGAAACAUUUUGGCCCUUAGAAUGUUACAUCUCUCUAUUGUUUUUUGUUUUUUCAUGGAGACUGGCUUUUAGGUUUUUGUGUUUUCAUAUGGUAAUGUAGGAGCAUUGAUUGAUAUACUUGUCUAAUGAAACUAUUAAGUUUUGGGAAAUUUUAUAAAUCCUUUCUCACUUGUAUUAUGUCUUACAUUAUUUAUGUUAAAAAGAAGUAUGCAUAAAAUACAAAUUUUAUUCA
Messenger RNA from Phalaenopsis equestris, 3804 nucleotides. RefSeq names its product inositol hexakisphosphate and diphosphoinositol-pentakisphosphate kinase 2-like. Gene Ontology annotation, biological process: inositol metabolic process; inositol phosphate biosynthetic process. Gene Ontology annotation, molecular function: inositol hexakisphosphate kinase activity; 5-diphosphoinositol pentakisphosphate 1-kinase activity; diphosphoinositol pentakisphosphate kinase activity. Bases 385 to 3573 code for a protein of 1062 amino acids. NCBI's taxonomy places the organism in Eukaryota, Viridiplantae, Streptophyta, Magnoliopsida, Asparagales, Orchidaceae. The record is from RefSeq and is a predicted model, not a curated record. The transcript has 30 exons.